This is a messenger RNA of Salvia hispanica, 1713 nucleotides long. Its product is annotated as ent-kaurene oxidase-like. The record is from RefSeq and is a predicted model, not a curated record. Gene Ontology annotation, cellular component: chloroplast outer membrane; endoplasmic reticulum. Gene Ontology annotation, molecular function: heme binding; iron ion binding; oxidoreductase activity, acting on paired donors, with incorporation or reduction of molecular oxygen, NAD(P)H as one donor, and incorporation of one atom of oxygen. Gene Ontology annotation, biological process: gibberellin biosynthetic process. NCBI's taxonomy places the organism in Eukaryota, Viridiplantae, Streptophyta, Magnoliopsida, Lamiales, Lamiaceae.
AAUCACAAGUCUAAUUUUUCGGUUUUUAUUUGCAUUACUACAUAUGGAUAUAUUGCUUAAUCUUCAAGCUCUUCCGGCUACGAUUGGCGGACCUGCGGUGGCUAUCGGCGGAAUCACUUUGUUUUUCCUCAGAGAGUAUGUCAAAGAUCAUAGGAAGAAAUCUUCCAGCUUCCCUCCUCUGCCUGAGAUACCAGGCUUACCAAUAGUUGGAAAUUUAUUACAACUAAAAGAGAAGAAGCCCCACAAGACUUUCACCAAAUGGUCUCACAAAUACGGUCCCAUAUAUUCCAUAAGGGCAGGCUCCAACACCAUGGUUGUGCUCAACUCUAAUGAUGUUGCAAAAGAGGCUAUGGUUACAAAAUACUCAUCCAUCUCAACUAGAAAGCUGUCAAAUGCUUUGAAGAUCCUCACUUCUGAUAAAAGUAUGGUUGCAACGAGUGAUUACAACGAAUUUUACAAGGCGGCCAAACGCCAUUUGCUUGCGUGUACUCUUGGACCUAAUGCUCAGAAACGGCACCGUGUCCAUAGGGAUGCCAUGAUAAAUAACAUCUGUGACCAGUUUCAUGCUCAUGCAAAACUGUAUCCUUCUGAAGCAGUAAACUUCAGGAAAAUAUUUCAGUCUGAACUCUUCGGAUUAGCAAUGAAACAGGCGAUUGGAGAAGACGUUGAAUCCAUUUAUGUGGCGGAACUAGGCACUACCUUGUCAAGACAAGAGAUGUUCAAGAUACUCGUAGUGGACCCUAUGGAAGGUGCCAUUGAUGUGGACUGGAGGGAUUUCUUCCCCUAUCUCAAGUGGAUUCCUAACCAACACUUCGAAAACAAACUUCAGCAGAUGCAUUUCCACAGGGAGGCUGUGAUGAAGGCCCUCAUUGAGCACCAGAGUAAACGUAUUGCUUCUGGCAAGGUGAUAAACUGCUAUCUAGAUUACCUGUUAUCCGAAGCUGCAGACACAUUAUCGGAGCAGCAAAUACUGAUGCUUCUGUGGGAAGACAUCAUCGAAGCAUCAGACACGACAUUAGUUACCGUGGAAUGGGCCAUGUAUGAACUUUCUAAAGAUCCAAAUAGACAGAACUACUUGUUGUCUGAAAUCCAAAAUGCCUGCGGAUUCGACCCACUCAGUGAGGAGAAGCUAUGCCGACUUCCAUACUUGGCCGCAGUUUUCCAUGAAACGCUGCGAAAGCACAGUCCUGUUCCAAUAGUCCCCCUGCGAUACGUGCACGAAGAAACGCAGUUGGGAGGGUAUAACAUACCUGAAGGCAGCGAGAUUGCUAUAAACAUAUAUGGAUGUCACAUGGACCAGAAUGUGUGGGAUUGCCCGGAAGAGUGGAGGCCGGAGAGGUUUGUCUCGGGUAAGGAUGACACGACGGAGCUGCACAAGACGAUGGCGUUUGGAGGGGGGAAGAGAGUGUGUGCUGGAGCUCUUCAAGCAAUGACAAUUACUUGUAUAGCAAUUGGAAGAUUGGUGCAAGAGUUCGAGUGGCGACUCGGGGAGGGAGAAGAAGCGAAUGUCGACACUUUGGGUCUAACAACUCAUAAGCUUCAUCCUUUGCAAACCAUUGUAAAGCCAAGACUGAUCAGGGAACGAAUGAGUAUCUCAUAGAUUCCGAUAACUCUUGUGUUGUUGCUUCUUAAGCGAACUUAUAAUUCAUAAUGAAAAAUUAUGAAUUUUGGUGUACUAUUUAUAUUUUUUUAAUAUAAUAACUACUUCCUCUA